Cyphellophora europaea CBS 101466 is the source of this 1485-nucleotide messenger RNA. RefSeq lists its product as uncharacterized. The coding region runs from base 1 to 1485 and encodes 494 amino acids. Lineage: Eukaryota; Fungi; Ascomycota; Eurotiomycetes; Chaetothyriales; Cyphellophoraceae. The transcript is spliced from 2 exons. The record is from RefSeq and is a predicted model, not a curated record.
AUGUCCAUUUUCGGCCGCGUUCGGGGUCGCCUGUCUGGAGUUCAGGCAGACCAAGAUCCUCACUCGUGGCAUUUUCCCAACAAGUACUCUAUCUCGAGCUCGACUUCCAGAGCGACAGUAAUCCCGAACCCUGUCGACCUAAGAAACGCCUUUGUGCCUGACGCGACUACACACGCGCCACACAAGACUGCUCUGAUCUAUCCCGACUCUAGUCACGCUGCCGUUCACCUUUGCCUCCUUGAGUGUUUCCGAAACCUCAGGACCAAGGCUAUUAAGCUUGACAUCCAAUCAUACAAGCCCCCCGCAUAUGCCCAAGAUGCAAGCCCUGACGAGAGCUUUGCAGAGGAGUCGCUGCCUGAAUCCCUGCACUGGGAUCUUCUGGUCCAGCUCGCGGUAACCCGAUUUACCACUUGGUGGAAAAAUCUCCCCCAGGUUUUCGAUCAUGCCAUCGCUUAUGGCCAACGCGGAGGUGCCAUCAGGGAUGAGAUCCAGCUCCCUGUUAACUAUCUUCCCCCACUAGACGUUCUCUUAGUCUGGUAUUCACUCAUCCUGGAUGAACAGGAGUACUCCAGAGUUUCACACCAAGCCUGCGACACGCGUCUUUCAAUGCUUUGCUUUCCUUGGCCUGCCAUUAGAGAUGCCAUCGAUCGAGACACAAUGACUUUCGAGCUGCCCCGCCCGGCGGAAAUUCUCUUUUCCACCAUCUCCGAGCAAGCACCUGAUAUCUUGACAUACCUUGAUGCUCCACCAGCGUAUGCCGAGUCCAAUGAGUCUCCAUUUGCUAUUGACCUUGUCCUCCAAGUCCAUCAGCAAGAAGCUUUCAUUGAUGCGUCCCACCAAGCCCUGUGGAUCCGGUCGCCAACCCUGACAGGCUCUUUGCAACGAGCAGCCCUGGACUACGUAGGAGCCCUGACCUCGGGUCGAUUGGGUAGCCUGACACAGGACGAAAUACCCUUUGGCAUACACCUGAUUUGGCGUACACAUCGUCUAUUUCCAGCCCAAUACCUCAACCACUGUUCAAACGCCGGCUUUGAUACGGCGGACUCAGCGAGCGACCUGAAGGUUAUUCAUUCCUCGGAGACGGCUCAAUCUUCUUCUUCGUUCCGUUCAGACUCAUCGGGCUGUCAGAUCUGCAUAUGCUGGAUUUGUGAGAGUAUACGAGACAAUAAGCCGGAGUGGAAAUAUGACAGUGUCACUCGAUCAUACGAUACUGAGAUCAUCGCGCAGACGUCUCCAGAACAGCUGCUGCAAAUCAAAGACGAUGUUGGAUUCUACCGCGCUGCUGAGAGCAACCGUCGCCAAGGAUUGCCUCUUCCUACAAGGCCUCUGACGUCCAAAGAGAAGAAUGCCGAGAAACUCGAGGCUCGGAAACAGAAAGAACUGGGUCAAUUGCCCGGUCUGAACGAGUACAUUGAAGUUCUCCCAAAUGGCAAAAAGAAGUACCGGAUCUCACGAGCAGUUCGAGCGAGUUAUGGCCACUCCUAG